AUGAAGUUCUUCACCGCCGCCGCCGCCGCUCUCCUUAGCGCCACCGCCCUGGCCGCACCCACUGCUGCCACCGACAAGGAGACGACGACGUACCAGAUCAAGGACUUCACCACCCGCAAAUACGACGGCAAGACCAUCAGCACCUUGUCGUUCCGGAUCCUCGCGACCAACGGCGGCACGCUCGACUUCGAGUGCGUGCCGUACGACCCCGUGACCAAGGGUGCGACCGAGAACUUCGAGAGCGGCAAGGUCUACUUCUGCGGCGAGAACAGCUUCUUCAGCUUCAGCUACACCGACGGCAACGACAUAGACGAGACCAAUGAGCUCUUCCUGUGGCAGGAUAUUGCCGAGAACAACACCAUUGGUGGCAGCGCGUUCCUUGACGAGCCCAUCUGCCGCGCCGGGGGCUCUUCAGCCGACGACCUUGUCUGCCAGGUUCCCGAGCAGGUCUACUUCGCCGUCACCCUCGAGAAGCUCGGUGCUUGA
Messenger RNA from Diplodia corticola, 486 nucleotides. Its product is annotated as major allergen alt. The transcript is spliced from 2 exons. NCBI's taxonomy places the organism in Eukaryota, Fungi, Ascomycota, Dothideomycetes, Botryosphaeriales, Botryosphaeriaceae. The coding region runs from base 1 to 486 and encodes 161 amino acids. The record is from RefSeq and is a predicted model, not a curated record.